AUGAAGACAACAUCCACAUUCCUCCUUGCCCUAGCUGGACUAGGGCACCUCGGCGCUGCCCAGACUGUCGUAGGUGAGGCCGAGGGUUUUGCCAGUGGUGUCACGGGCGGCGGAAGUGCCACGGCACAAACCCCAGCGGAUAUCACGGAGCUGACGAAGUGGCUCACUGAUUCAACUCCCCGAGUCAUCGUUCUGGACAAGGAAUACGACUUCACCGAGUCAGAGGGGACAGAGAGCGGUAAUGUCUGCGCAAGCUGGGGUACAGGCUCGGCGUACCAGAGGAUCAUCCAGGAUAACUGUGAUGGCAAGCCCGCGUCCACGGAUACAUGGUACAAGGCGCCCAGAACACCCAUUGACGUAGCUUCCAAUAAGACCAUCAUCGGUGUUGGAAGCAAGGGAAUCAUUACCGGGAAAGGUUUUAGAUUCACCGACGGAGCGAGCAACAUCAUUGUCCAGAACAUCAAGAUGCAGAAACUUAACCCAAAGUACGUCUGGGGAGGAGAUAUCCUCGGAUUCACCGGGUCUGACCUCAUCUGGAUCGACCAUGUCACUACUUCCCAACCUGGCCGCCAACACUACGUUUUUGGCCAUGACCCAAGCACUCGCAUCACCUUGUCCAACAACCACAUCGAUGGCGAAUCUCCGUACUCCACUGGCGGCGAUGGCUACCAUUACUGGACCUUUGAAAUGGUUGGCAAGGGCGACCAGAUUACGAUGAAGAACAACUACAUCACAAAGACAGCUGGCCGCUCUCCUGCUCUCAGCGGUAACACUUUGCUUCACGCGGUCAACAACGUCUGGGAAGGGAACAACGGCCAUGCUCUAGAAGGUGGUGAGACUACCGCUCGCGGUAUCUUCGAGGGCAACGUAUUCAGCGAUGUGAAGGCGGUCGAGUCUGACUACAAGGGAAAGCUCUUUGGUGUUCCUGAUGCCAGCUCUGCCUCCAAGUGCGAGUCGGCCCUCGGCAGAUCCUGCGAGGUUAACACUUAUGAAAGCUCUGGAGGUACUCUCACUCAAUCUGACACUCCCUUCUUCUCCGACUUCUCAGGCCUCAAGAUUGCCAGUGCUGUCGCUGCCUCCAAAGCGCAGACGGAUGUUCCCAAAAACGCUGGGUUUGGCAAGCUUUCCGACUCUUCAAGCACAUCCCCAACGACAUCUAGCCCGAGCUCUAGUUCUCCUGCCAAGGCUGCCUCUACUUCCAAGUCUACUGCCACUUCUAAGCCCACAUCUACAUCCACCACUUCCGCCAAGCCUACAUCCGAAGCCGCGACCGGUGAUGACAGCGAGUCUGACCUGGGAACCGUUGGUAUUUAUGGACAGUGCGGCGGUAGCGGAUACAGCGGUUCCACCACCUGUGCGGAGGGGAGCUGUGUAAAGUACAAUGACUGGUACUCCCAGUGCGUUUAG
Molecule: messenger RNA, 1407 nt
Organism: Clonostachys rhizophaga
Lineage: Eukaryota; Fungi; Ascomycota; Sordariomycetes; Hypocreales; Bionectriaceae
Source: the annotation of a GenBank genome assembly